Molecule: messenger RNA, 3773 nt
Organism: Sphaerodactylus townsendi
Lineage: Eukaryota; Metazoa; Chordata; Lepidosauria; Squamata; Sphaerodactylidae
Gene: TMEM222
Product: transmembrane protein 222
Exons: 6
Coding region: 41-613 (190 amino acids)
Source: RefSeq, a predicted model, not a curated record
AGGGCGCGCCGCCCAGCCUCCUUUCCUCCUCCCCCUGGUGAUGGAGGAAGAGGAGGCCGCGGGGGGAAAGAUGAAGCAGUUCCCCGGUGCAGUCAGCAUGGGCGCCGUAGGGAUGGGCGUGGACCCCGAGCGCUGCCGCUUCCCUUAUUGCGUCGUGUGGACGCCCAUUCCCGUACUCACAUGGCUCUUCCCCAUCAUCGGUCACAUGGGCAUUUGUACGUCGGCUGGAAUCAUCCGAGACUUUGCAGGGCCUUAUUAUGUCUCUGAAGACAACAUGGCUUUUGGCAAGCCUGUGAAAUACUGGAAGCUGGAUCCCAACAAAGUCUAUUCCUGUGGUCCCAAUGCCUGGGACACUGCUGUCCACGAUGCCUCUGAGGAAUACAAGCAUCGUAUGCACAACCUCUGCUGCGAUAACUGCCAUUCACACGUUGCACUAGCCUUAAACCUCAUGCGCUAUGACAACAGCAGCUCCUGGAACAUGAUCAAACUGUGCUUCCUCUCCUUGUUAUACAGCAAGUAUGUCAGCAUAGGAGGAUUUGUGAAGACCUGGCUUCCCUUCAUUCUCUUUUUGGGGAUUGUCCUGACAGUCAGCCUGACCCUUCACCUACGGUGAUGGACGAUCCCUGCCGUCAGCGCUGAAAACUGUGGGCUGCUUGGUUUGGGAAGCCUUUGGGGAUGAAGUCCGUCUUCCUUCGUAAUGCCAACUUGCCACCUGUCCUGUGGGAUUGCCCUUCUUCAGUAUGCAUUUUUUCCUUCCCCCAAAAGGUACAGAUGGGGGACCAUUCCAUCUUGCUUUUCAACACGUCCCUCUGGUCAUGAAGAUUGCCAUGGGGGGACAGGCUGCGUGAGCUUCCAGUUGUGGGGCACAGAUGGAGGGCACUGUUCACUCUGUCAUUGAUUCUGAGGCUCUCUGGUCGUGGAGUGGAGUGGGGGAUUCUUGAUAGAAUUAAACAGGAAGUGACUGUUGGUGAUCUCUCUGCACUGUGAGUAGGGUUGGGCAUUGAUAUGCUGGUUUGCCCACUUAACAGCUAAAUUGCCCUUACCAUGUUGUUGCUAGAACUAGUAAUAUUCCCUCCAUCAGCUGGUUGUCCUCAGUGUAGGCAACCUGGAAAUGCACCAGUGCUGGUUGUGUUCUAUGCUCAGUCUAGGGGUGCUGAGCCCAGGGUGGGGCUAAUGUCCCCUUCCUGCUUUUGUGGCUGAUACCUGACCACAGCAUGUGGCUCACACGUUCCUCACGUGUGCUUUUUCUCAUUCGGCCUUCCUAGGAAACUCCAUCUCUCUUCCAAGGCUGCUGAUUUUCCCCCCUAGCUGUCACCAUUGGAGGCAAGAUUGCCCUUGAGUAGUCUUUGGCUAAGCCUAUGUUGGGAGCUUUAUUGCAAAUCCUGGUGUCCUUGACAGCACUACAGUUCCCAGAGCUUUGUGCAUGAGAGGGGGAGGCAUUCCAGAUACUGAAGGUGUUUGAUUUUUUCCCCCUAAUACAGAUAGACAGUAUCAGACUGCAUCAAACAAAUUCCAGAAGCAUAACCAGUAGGGGGAAAUAUUUGUCUUCUCCUACCCAGAUGGGGAAUGUAGAUGACUGCAGACCAGCAUGACUUUUAGACUGGGGAGGAUGUAAAGGGAGGGAAGUUUGUGCAUCACAGAAGCAACAGAGAAUCAGGUGCUUUCUGUCUCCAGCACCUGUCCUCAGAUUCCAGAGAAUCUUAAUUUUGGCUUGCGGUCUUUCCCUUGUUGCUUAGGUGCUGGGGGUUUUUUUUGUUUAGUUUUUAAGAGAGGGUGGGGUGUUCUCCUUGGGCCCAGUCCCGUAAAUAUGCCGAAGUCCUCAAGAGGUUCGAUCGAGUGUCAGAUCAAAUACCAAAAGGGACACUUUUUACUGUUUGCGCUGGGUUUUGCAAAGAGGCUGUCUUGCUGACCAAACUCAUCCGCUCCUUUGCGUUUCCCUCCAUAACAACCAACCACAAUGGAAACCGCGUUUUCUCUGACCUUUCCCUCCCCCUGCCAUUCCACAUCCACCGGAGGGCUGUUUUUCCUGCUCAGAAGCCCGACUGCCUUUCUUGCUCCUUGGUCUGUCACUGCUCGGGAGAGGCGGAGCAAAAAGAGGCUGGUGUGAAGCUGCUCUGCUCUUCCAGCAUCUCUCCGUUCCAUCCUUGUCCCACUCCAGUCCUAAUCUCCACCUAUUCUUGUACCUUAAAAGCUUUGCUAUGUAUUAAGGGGCGGGGGGUUGUCCAUCCGUCCAUCUGUCACAUGAACUGUGCAGCUGCUGUGGAGAGUUGAUCGUUAAGCUGACGGAAAUCAAAGGUCUGACAUCAAAGUGAGAGUGUGUGGUGUUCCAUGGAACGACUUCACUUCCUUACCCAGCAGGGUUUCUGGUUUUGAUGGAAAUGAUACACCCAGGCUACUCAGCAGAGAACCUUUCCUCUUCUUCCUCUCUUUUUCUCUUCUUCCCCUUCCUUUCCUCUCCAGUUGUUUCUCCUCCUUGCAGUGACUUGCCAAAAAGAGUUCCAAGGAGCAUGAGAGGUUGUCAAAUCUGGCGCUCAAUACCAACUUCCUUUUUACAGUAGCAUCAGUCUAGCUCUGCCCAAUGAAUGGAUAAAAAAAUGAUUUGCAUUUGCCAAAAUUUGAGGUGGAGUACUGAUCAGAGUGUCAAUGUUAAAAAUGCUGCCCACCCCGAGCAAACUUUUAUAUUCCCAGCUAGGUUUUAAUGCCUCUGUUCUGGGUAGCAGACCUGUAAAGAGAAAGCUAAGCCCAAACUUAGUAAUGUAUAGAGGGAACCAUGAUCCCCCAUCCUGCCCUCAGCUGAUCAAAAACCUAUUGAAAGGUUUGAGGGUUUUAGUUGUUGGGAUAAUUCCGCUUUCCUUGUUCUCAGGAGGUUUGGACUUUGGUGUCCAAGAAGGUAUCCCGGUCAUAAGAUGUAGUGUCAGGGGAAGGCCGAACUCCAUAAUUCCCGGCACUCUGCAGUGACCUUUUAAGCAGCUGUGGGAUAUCAGCCUGUUAUGAUGCAACUGUGCAGCUCUUUCUGUGAAACCAGCUAGCGACCCUGCCUGUGUUCCCAAGCUGCUGAAAAUGGAUUGGCAGGGCGAUGGGGCAUAUGGGCUAAGCAGGGCCUACCUCAGGAAAGGCACUCAAGGUGUCUUUAGUACGAGCCAAACUUCAUAUCGGACAAGGCAGCCCUCUUUCUUUUUUUAAGUAGCCAAAGUAAAAAAAAAAUUUGUGCAGCAGUUGUACUGCAGUACAAUGCCUUGGGUUGGCUUUGCGAGGAACACAACUCCUACGUGGAAAGAGCUUUUGCGGAGGGGUUUGGAAAACCUGUGUAGCAUUCAGCAGUGCUGCUUGCGGUUUUCUCUGACUACCUGUUUUGCACUGGGGAGGCAACAGUUGGGUGUGGCUUUCUAGACUUAUGUAUUGGAGCGAGGAGCUGGUCCAUAGGGUUUCUGCACAGGUUCCAGGUCUGCCUGGAACAGUCCUUCAGUGUGGGAAUUUGGUCAAACACGUAGUCCUCCUCAGAGGUUUCAUCAGUGCUUGGUACUUCCCACUCAGAGAGAUCUUUCCGUUUGUGUCACGUACUCCAUUUUUCCCUUUGUUUAGGCCUCUGGGAUUCUGCUUUGGAGCUCGUUUCGUUGCCACUUUGGCCCUUGCUGGCGAUUAGCCAGAUGGGUUUCUGUCCUUCUGAGCUGGUUCUCCAGGGGGUGCUGGACUCCUUUGUGUAUACCGAACUCUGCCGCUGUGAUUUCAUAAUCCUGACGAUCGUGAAAAAUAAAUGCAUUUCUGUGUACGUC